AUGGCUUUGGAUGGUGAAACGAAUCUCAAGAAUAAACAGCCGUGCCAGCCAGUCGCUAAGGUUUGCGCCACAGUCGAAGACAUCUGCAGCAACUCAAUUCACUUUGCAGUGGAAGACCCCAACCUGGACCUGUACAAGUUCGAUGGAAAUGUGGUUAUCAAUGGCCAGGAAAAGCUGCCCUUGACUAACAACGAGAUUGUCUACCGUGGGAGCAUUCUGCGCAACACUGAGCAGGUCCUCGGGAUGGUCAUCUACACCGGCGAGGAGUGCAAGAUUCGAAUGAACGCUAACAAGAACCCGCGAAUCAAGUCGCCCUCCCUGCAGGCCAGGGUCAACCGGGUCGUCAUGCUAAUUGUGGUUCUCGUCGUCGCGUUGGCGGUCGCCUGUACCAUCGCAUACAAGUACUGGGCCGAGGACGUGGAGAACUCCGCAUGGUACUUGACGCAGGCAAGUGUUGAUUUGGGUCCCAUUUUUACGUCAUUUUUGAUUAUGUUCAAUACGAUGAUCCCGAUUUCUCUUUACGUGAGUAUGGAGAUUGUCAAGGUUGCCCAGAUGUUCCUUCUGAACGAUAUCGACAUGUAUGACGAGGAGACGGACACCCCGCUUGAAGCACGAACGUCAACCAUCAACGAGGAGCUGGGACAAGUGAGCUAUAUCUUUUCGGACAAGACGGGUACUCUGACGAACAACACAAUGAAGUUCCGCAAAAUAAGUGUCGCGGGUACGGCAUGGUUCCACGAUCUCGACAUUCGCGAAGAAGAGGCCAAAGAGGGCGACCGUGGCAAGCUAAUCCACAAGAAGCGAAGCGUCAAAGGAAAGAAAGCCGUGAGCCGCAAGUCCAACGUGUCAGAGGCCCGACCAAGUGGUGUCAGAUGCUCGAACGUGUCUACCGGCGUGGACAUGGCUGGUACUAUGUCCAUGAGAGGUCGAUCCCUCAGAGAUGGAAAGAUGGCUUCAACUUGCCGGACAACGGACAUGAUUGAGUACAUCCAGCGUAAACCUUACACCGUCUUUGCGCGCAAGGCCAAGCUGUUCCUUCUCUCGAUUGCUUUGUGCCACACCUGCAUUCCUGAAGAGGACGAAGACGGGAAUACCACGUAUCAGGCGUCAUCGCCCGAUGAAUUGGCACUGGUAUCGGCCGCUCGGGAACUCGGAUUUUUGGUCCAGGAUCGCCAAUCGAACACCUUGACCAUUCGAAGUUUCCCCAAUGGAGCAUACGAGCCGGCCGUUGACGAGGUGUUUGAGAUUCUGGAGGUUAUUGAGUUCUCGAGUGCGCGGAAGCGGAUGUCGGUUCUGGUGCGGAUGCCAGACCAGCGCAUCUGUGUGUUCUGCAAGGGUGCGGAUAGCAUUUUGAUGAAUCUGUUGAAGAAGUCUAAUCUGGCGCAAGAGAAGGCUGUCGAGAUUGAGAGACGCGCGAGCAGGCGCAAGGCUGCAGAGGCGAACUCGAUCAUUCGGCGCAACAGCGAAUACAACAACCGAAAGGAAAGCGGUUUCAGCAGACCUAGCAUGCACCGUCGUUCAAGUGUUUCUGGCCAGCAGGUCAACACCCUGCGAGACAGUAUUGACGUCUGGCUGCGCGAUCGUGAAACGGACCACGGUCUUCUGACUCGGGAAAACGACAGCGCGUAUUACAGCCCGCGGCCUUCGACCCAACUUGGACGUGCAUCCAUGGCGGUCUCAGACUCCAGCUCCAUGCAUGAGGCGGAGUAUGAAGACCUGGUUGAAGAGGCGCUGGUGGUCAACGAGACGGCAGUGUUUGAGCGGUGCUUCCAGCAUCUGAAUGAUUUUGCAACAGAGGGCCUGCGGACGCUUCUGUAUGGUCAUCGUUAUCUGGAUGAAGCGACGUAUGAGAACUGGAAGAAGGCGUAUCACGAGGCUUGCACCAGUCUUGUUGACCGACAGGAGAAGAUUGAGAAAGUGGGCGAGGAGAUCGAACAGCAGUUGGAACUCACCGGCGCGACGGCAAUCGAGGAUAAGCUGCAAAAGGGCGUGCCGGAGGCGAUUGACAAAUUGCGACGGGCUAACAUCAAGCUCUGGAUGUUGACUGGCGACAAGCGCGAGACGGCCAUUAAUGUUGGUCAUUCGUGUCGUCUGGUCAGGGACUACUCCACAGUUGUCAUUCUUGAUCAGGAAAACAACGACGUCGAACAGUCUAUUGUCAAGCUCACGGCGGAUAUUACCAAGGGUGUCGUGGCUCAUUCGGUCUUGGUUGUGGAUGGACAGACGUUGUCAAUGAUCGAGACGGACGCGACCUUGCGGUUGCGGUUCCUCAAUCUUGCUAUUCUUGUCGACUCAGUUAUUUGCUGCCGUGCCAGUCCUAAGCAGAAGGCGUUCCUUGUGAAGUCGAUCCGUCUUCAGGUCAAGGAUUCCGUGACGCUGGCGAUCGGAGAUGGUGCCAACGAUAUUGCCAUGAUUCAAGAAGCACAUGUGGGCAUUGGUAUUACGGGCAAAGAGGGUCUACAAGCGGCUCGGAUUUCAGAUUAUUCGAUCGCGCAGUUCCGAUUCCUGCUGAAAUUGCUCCUUUGCCACGGACGGUGGAACUACAUCCGGGCGUGCAAGUAUACGCUGGGAACGUUCUGGAAGGAAAUGCUGUUUUACCUGACGCAGGCACUCUACCAGCGAUGGAACGGAUAUACGGGAACAAGUUUGUACGAAUCCUGGAGUUUGAGUAUGUUCAACACGCUGUUCACGUCGCUUGCGGUUAUUUUCCUGGGCAUCUUUACCAAGGAUCUUGCUGCGUCGACGCUCUUGGCUGUGCCGGAAUUGUACAAUAAGGGCCAACGGCAUGCUGGUUUUAACAUCAAGCUGUUCCUGGGAUGGACGUUCAUGGCAGCGUGCGAAGCGAUGAUCAUCUACUUUACCAUGUACGGACUGUUUGGCAAUGUGCUCUUCAACAACCGUGCGGGAAAUGACAUCUAUUCACUGGGACUAUUGUCAUUCUCGGCGUGUGUGGUGGUAAUCAACACCAAACUGCAAGCGCUAGAGGUACACAACAAGACCUACCUCUCCGUGAUCGUGAUGGUAAUCUCAAUUGGCGGCUGGUUCCUCUGGAACAUGAUCCUCUCAGUUCGCUACACCAUGGAAUCCGGUAAAGGCGUAUACCACGUCAAUGGCAACUUCCUCAAGCAAACCGGCCACAGCCUUUCCUUCUGGGCCGUCCUCCUCGUGACCGUAAUGGCCGUGAUCGUCUUCGAAACCGCCGUCAGCGCAGCCCGAGCAAACCUCUUCCCAACAGACGUGGACAUCUUCCAGGAAUACGAGCAGGACUUGGAGAUCCGGAAGCGGUUUGAAGAAGCGGCCGCGAUGGAGCUACAGCAGGGCUGGGACCGGGGCACGAAGAAGGCCAGUUUCGAGUUGGUGCGCGAAACAGAGAAGGCGGAAGAAGAGGAGGCACGCGAGAGACAGGUGCAGGAACUCCUGGCGCGGCCUCGGGUUAUGACCAAGACGGGCUCUGGUCAGGUUGCGGUUGCUACUACUAAUAUGGAAUCUGGACCUAAUGUUGUUAUUGAAGUUCCUGGGACGGGGCAUUCCGGUGAGGAUGCGCAGCGGUCCAAAGAUAUUCAUGAGCUGUUCAGUAAGGGGUACGGUGCGAUUCGGAAGGGGCAUUUGAAGUGA
Molecule: messenger RNA, 3615 nt
Organism: Aspergillus chevalieri
Lineage: Eukaryota; Fungi; Ascomycota; Eurotiomycetes; Eurotiales; Aspergillaceae
Product: aminophospholipid-translocating P4-type ATPase DNF3
Exons: 1
Coding region: 1-3615 (1204 amino acids)
Biological process (GO): intracellular protein transport; phospholipid translocation; endocytic recycling
Cellular component (GO): plasma membrane
Molecular function (GO): ATP binding; ATPase-coupled intramembrane lipid carrier activity; ATP hydrolysis activity
Source: RefSeq, a predicted model, not a curated record